Messenger RNA from Mycetomoellerius zeteki, 3439 nucleotides. RefSeq names its product protein PFC0760c-like. Lineage: Eukaryota; Metazoa; Arthropoda; Insecta; Hymenoptera; Formicidae. The record is from RefSeq and is a predicted model, not a curated record. The transcript is spliced from 5 exons. The coding region runs from base 1 to 3423 and encodes 1140 amino acids.
AUGAAAACCUUUCGGAAGCUGGUAGCCAUGGUGCUACUAUUGCUAAUUUAUUUGUUAACAUUACAAGUUGGCGACGCAGAACACAACCAUAUGAAAAUUUCAAAUGCCACAAGCGAUCGCGAAAUUAUUUUGGAGGAAGUAAUCAUUGCCGGAAGUGGAAAUAACACUCGCAUAAUUGCGAAUGCAGUAGUAAAAGAUGCACCGGAGCUCGACGAUGAGGUACUCUCGCUUUUGUCUAAGCGCGAAAUACAGGAGAGCGACAAUUUGAAGCAGAUAUCAUCAGAUCAAGACGAUCAAGAUGCGGCACAAUCGCAGGCUGCAGUCGUUAACGCAAAUGAAGAAGAUGAGCUGGAAAUAAUGAGUCAUGUGAUCGCGAAGUACGAACCGCAGAGACUCACAACGAGAAAGACUAAGAGAAAAAUCAUCGAUGGCUCGAACGAUACUCAUGAUGUUCACGAUAAGAUCGAGGGGUCGAUAACAGAUAUCGAGAGGAUUUACGCCGAAAUGUUGAAAAAUAUCUCGCGGAAAGCUCCCGAAAUGACAGUAAAUAAUGCCAAUGUAGCGUUAAAUCCCUAUUUAUCUUUGGCAAGAAAGCAACUGAAGCAAAUUUAUAUUCCGAAGGUAACAAUCCCUUCUGUGACUAACGACAGAGCGGAGAAAUCACAUUCCGAUGUUGAGCCUACUUUUACAUUACCUACUUUAAACAGCAAGAAGAAAAGAUUACUUAAGAAAUAUUUGCAAUUAAAUCGCACCGCAACAACUCCACAAGUCUCAGUCGAAGAAUCAAAUUUCAACGAGGAAUCUGCUAGUAGUAAACCAAGCACGCCUACGGGAUAUUUCAAGGUUCCCAAUAGAAAAACGAAGGUAAAGAACGGGUUAUUAUCUGUACCAACGUCAAACGUUUAUUCUGGUUCAACGAAGAAUCUUACAAAUCGUCAUGAAUGGGAUGUUAAAGACUCUUCAAUUCAAAUUGUAUCUCCAUUUACUUCACGAUUAAAUAACAGUAACAUUAUUAAUGUAAAUAAUUUAAAAAAUUUGAAUGUUUCCAAUUAUGCGAAUGCUGAUCAAUUACUGACAAAGUACAACAUAGUGCCAAGACCAUUUUCCAUAUUACCAUCGUCCAAUUCACUUGUUACCACGAACAUUGAUGCAUCACAUAGAAAACCGAGCGUUUCGCCAAUGAAUUUCUAUCAUCAACAACAGACUGCUCGUUCUUCUGCAAACAUUCUUCCAUUGGUUCUUCCAACAGAUCUAUUUAAUCCGCUUGCGACACGCCGUUAUAUCCCAAUAAAGCGUACGAAUCAUCUCAAUCUUGAAGGAAAUUCAGCAACAAUUGUUAGCACUGAAGCAAGUUUGCCAACGAGUCUUACAAGGAAAAAAACUACCCUUAUAGAUAACAACGCUUUUUAUACAGAUGUAAUUGAUACUACGAGGAGUCCUUUGGUCAAUGAUGAGAAAUCGAGUUUAAAUGAAAACCCUGAAAUCGCGUCAUAUAACAAAUUCGCAAGCUUGUAUUCAGCUAACAUUCCUAAUGUACUCAAUACGCCAAAAGUAAUUACUCAAAACUUUAAACAGCUAGAGCAGCCGUCGCAACAGCAAGUUUCCACUCUUCCUGAUGCAACUUUAAAACCUCUUACUUCUACUUUGUUGAAAAUCCAACCAAUUGCUACCUCUAAACCUGCACCAUAUUACGAUAGCAGAUCAUUCAUUUUGCAAGACGGAAAGUAUAAGAAGAACAGCGAUGAAAACGUCGGAACGAAUGAGCAGUCUCGCGUUGAAGACAUUGAUGUGACUAAAAAAGAAGAUGAUGUUGAAAAUUAUAAAACUCAAGUCAAUGAAGAAGCUUAUAAAGUUUAUAAGAAGCCGUAUAAACUGAGCGAGAAAAAAGAUCGCGAAGAAGAAGAGGAAGAUCGUUAUCCACAGCAAAGCCGUAAUUAUCAAGACAAACAUUAUGAAUAUGAUGAAAAUGAUAGAAAUAGUAAAAAUGAUGAUAGACACGAAAAAUAUGAGAAUGUUCGGCGUGAGAAUAACGACGAUGGAGAGGAAGAUGAAACGGAAAAGGAAGAAUAUGAUGGCAACAUUGACAAAAGUAAAGAUGAAGAUAAUGACGAUAAUCGUCGUCAAUACAAUAAGUACAGAUAUGAUAGAGAUAAUUCUGAUGAGAAACAACGUGAAAAUCCACGCCAUGAGAAAUACAACAAACCAAAAAAUCGUCGCGAUAAGCAUGAUGAUGUUGAGCAUCGAUUUGAAGACAAGAGUAAGUAUUUUGAAUCACUAUAUAAUGAUGAUGAAACUCGUGAGCAGGAUAAAGAAUAUCGCUCAGAUCAAAAGAAAUUAAUAGGCGACAACCAAUAUAAGAAGGAUCGACAAGAUCGCAAGUAUAAAGAAUUUGAAGAUUAUAGCAUUAUCAAAAACAAACCGUUUGCUCAACGUUCUAAAGAUCUACGUGCUUAUAAACAAGACGAAAAAUACGAAGAGGAACAAAGCAAUGACGAUGAUAAGCGCAAAAAUCAUAAUUAUCAUGCUUCUCCACGAAGAGACUCGCUUCGCGAAGAGCAUCUGAGCGAAAAAUAUAGUGAAUCUAAUCCUGCACACAUACACGAGGAAUAUCAUCAUCAAAGAGUCAAAGAUGAUCAUCGUGAUCAUCGUAAACACGAUAGUGAAGAUCAGGACAAUGGCAAAGAAGAAGCGCGUGAUCAUGUGCACGGUGAGACUCAGGAACACGCAGAAACUCAUAAACAAGAAGAGCAUAAUGGAAAGAAGGAAGAUAGAGAAAAUUACAAGUUUGAAAAAGGUGGCGGUGCAGAAAAUGAAGAAGAACACCAUGGGCAUGAGGGAGAAAAAGGCGACAAGGGGUAUAAAGUCUGGCAUGAGCACGAGAAGGCUGAGAAAGGACAUCACAAUAAGGAGCAUGACAGCAAACACUAUGAUGAAAAAGACGGCGAGGAGAAGAAACAUGAGGAAGACGGUGGAUAUCACGAGGAACAUCAGCAUGGUGAAGGGGGCAAGAAAACAGCUGAAUUUGGCGAAAAAGGUGAACACAAGAAAGGUCACAGCACUCAUGGGGAACAUUCCGUACAUAAAAAGGACGAAUACGAAAAGAAGACAGAGUUCUUUGAUGAGUUUAACGAAGAUGGUGGCGUAGAGAAGCACGGCGAACACCAUCACGAUCAUGAAUCGAAGAAGGGCGGUCACGUGAAGAAGGGCCAUCACGACAGCGCGAAUCACGAGGAAAAAUAUAGUAAGGAGGGGAAGCAUGAGAAAGGCGGUCAUCAUCACGAGCACAAGGGCCAUAAAGUCGACGAAGGUCAUGACCAUCAUUACGAUCACCAUCAUAAGCAUGGUAAGAAGGAGGGACAUGUGCACGGGAAAAAGUGGAGCUCCAAGAAAGGCGAUGGUGAUGACCAUAAGCAUAAUCGCUGAAGCGAAAGAUGAGAGU